GAGCUGGAGGCGUCCGACAGAGCUACCGACCGACGCACCGAGGGUUCGAGCCAGGUUCUCGGACCAGGAACCUGAGCAAGGUCGAAGACGCCCGGGCCGGAUAGGGAGGUGCCGGGUCGCAGGUACCCCCGGCCCGAGAUGCGGUAGAAGCAGCGCGCAAGAGAAGCCCGGUUCCCGGUGCCACCAGCCCGUCGCCCGGCCCAUGGCGAGCCCGGGCCUGGGGCUGCUUCUGGCGCUCGGCCUAGAGCUGCUGCCCGCCCGCUGGGGCCGGGCCUGGGGACAAACGUUGGACACCACUGUAAAUGACAACAGCACCGUUACACCCUCUGACCCGGACUCUGGCUCCAAUGGGGGCCUGUCUCAGGAGGCCAUCACCGCCAUCAUUGUGGUCUUCUCCCUCCUGGCUGCCCUGCUUCUGGCCGUGGGGCUGGUGCUGCUGGUUCGAAAACUUCGGGAGAAGCGGCAGACAGAGGGCACCUACCGGCCCAGCAGCGAAGAGCAGUUCUCCCACGCAGCCGAGGCCCGGGCUCCCCAGGACUCCAAGGAGACAGUGCGGGGCUGCCUGCCCAUCUAGGUCCCUUUCUCUCUCUCUCUUGCUGUGUGGCCUUGGGGGAAGGCAGAGCCCUCUCUGGGCCAUCAAACCGACCCAGUGCUUAAGAAUAGAAGGGAAGAUGGUGCUUCAAAGACUCUGCCCCUGAGGGGAAGGGAGGGUGGUGCUGCUCACAUUUUAUAUAUAUAUAUAUAUAUAUAUAUAUAUAUA
Molecule: messenger RNA, 760 nt
Organism: Hyaena hyaena (striped hyena)
Lineage: Eukaryota; Metazoa; Chordata; Mammalia; Carnivora; Hyaenidae
Gene: CRB3
Product: crumbs cell polarity complex component 3
Exons: 5
Coding region: 203-574 (123 amino acids)
Source: RefSeq, a predicted model, not a curated record